Molecule: messenger RNA, 438 nt
Organism: Gaeumannomyces tritici R3-111a-1
Lineage: Eukaryota; Fungi; Ascomycota; Sordariomycetes; Magnaporthales; Magnaporthaceae
Exons: 1
Coding region: 1-438 (145 amino acids)
Source: RefSeq, a predicted model, not a curated record
AUGUCAGCUAUUGCAAGGCAAGCACCAGAGCACAUGUGGCCACCACAGCGGAAGACCAGAGGACAGUCUGCACCUAUCCAUGCCGUUCAGGAGGUUCACUGCAGGAAUAAUGGCAGCUACACCGGCGGCAUCUGUUGGAACAAGCCGCAGGCUGAUCUACUCUGGAGCGCAGAGGAGAUGCAUCAGCGAGUUGUGGGCGAUCAAGCUCGGUCCGUGCCAUUGAGGCCAAGGCCGAGGCAAUAUCGAGUGUUUUCCGCACUGCGAGCCGUGGCUGCUCCCACAAAUCCGGGCGGAGGCCUUUACCGUUAUCAAUCGGGCAUAACGCUGUCAGAGCGCCAACAGCGGGCUCGUUGGCGCCUAUCACGUAAAAGGAGGCCAUGCGGCUGCGCUGCCCGGCAAAAGGCGUGCUCGUUGCGCCCCGUCAAGAUCCUUUGCUGA